This is a messenger RNA of Micropterus dolomieu (smallmouth bass), 481 nucleotides long. RefSeq names its product major facilitator superfamily domain-containing protein 3-like. The transcript has 4 exons. Bases 17 to 388 code for a protein of 123 amino acids. The record is from RefSeq and is a predicted model, not a curated record. Lineage: Eukaryota; Metazoa; Chordata; Actinopteri; Centrarchiformes; Centrarchidae. Gene Ontology annotation, cellular component: membrane.
GCAGGGUGCCGUGACCAUGUUUCCUCUUUUCCUGUUGGAUCAUCACAUGACCGCCAGGGAGCUCGGCUUCUGGAAUGGCGUUAUCGCCAUGGGCUUCUCCAUCUGUGGGUCGUCCCUGGGAGGCCUGCUGCUCGCUCAGUUCAGCAUCGGGGCUCUGAUGCGACGCGUGUUUGUAUUGCGAACCAUCAGCAUGGUCUUCCAGAGUUCUCUGCUCACUGUACUGGAACCAUCACCACUCAUGAAAGGCAUGGCCGUCCUGAGCAUGAGUGUUCAGCACUUCCUGGGCGGUCUCAUCACCACGCUCACCUUCACUACCAUGAUGUAUUGCACUCAGAGGGCCGAGGAAAGCAUUCAGGUCAUUUCCUUUAGUCGUCAAAGGGGGGCCUGAGAGGAACAUCUACAGCAUACAGUACCACACCUAUUAUCACCUACACCUGUCACCUGUUCUCAUCAGCUGUUUUCCACCUGGAAGAUGUCAGAC